AUGGCAGUACGAAGUUCAGAAAGUGGAGUGGAUGAAAAAAAGAACGGCAUACCAGGAGGAUCUUCCUGUUUCUUCACUAAAAGAACUGCUAUGUUAUUUUUUGUUCUUGCUUUCAUCUUUUUAAAGCACCAGGAUGACUUCGCAAGACAAAACGCUGCUGCGACAUUACAAGUGAGGAACAGAAUUGCCCGAAAUUUAAAGGCGAACACAGAAACUGCUCCAUCAGAAGAGGAACUCGAAUCUCAUGAGGAUGAUGAAGAGAACUAUGGAAACCACCCCGAAGAAAUGUAUGAAGAAUACGAAGAAGAAGGAUAUUCGGACGAUGAACAGGAAGAAGAAGUUUCUGAAGAAGAAGAUGAAGAAAGACCAGCGGAGAAAGAAGAGGAAGUAAGGGAGGAAGUAUAUCCACAGGAGGAGUCGAUAGUAGAGCAUGACGACGCAAGGGAAGAAAAUUCUGCUGAAAGGGAAAUAGCUGCUGAAGGGGAACAAGUUGAACAACCAGCUCAGUACGUCCAGGAGGAGGAGGAUAACGAUGACUCCAUAUCUGGUAGCCAAUCCAAUGUAACCUCUUGUUGGAAAUGCUUUAAGCGUUCAAAUCAUGAUAAGAAAAAAAAAAAAAAAGAAAAAAAAGAAGACGCUCCUUUUGAAAGAGAGGAAGAAGCUCCUGUUGAAUGGGAAGAAGAAGCUCCUGUUGAAAGGGAAGAAGGAACUGCCGAAGGAGGAAGAUAUUUAAGAGAAGAAGAGGAAAAAAUGGUUCAUGAAGGAGCAUACUUUGAUGAUGUACCUAAAGAACAAGUUUCUCAGGAAGUAGCAGAAGGCGCUCAGGUUAAUGAACAAGUACCUGUAGGGGAACAAUCUCCUGAGGGAGGAAGACAAUAUGUUGAUGAAGGUAGAAAAAUGGGAGGGGGAGAAGGAGCUCCUAAUGUAAAACAGGAAGUUGAACCAGCUGAACAGCGAUUUCCACUGUUUGGGGAGAGAACAAAUUAUGUCGCAGAUGCUGACUUAUCUUAUUAUGCUCAUUUUGUGAAUUUAUAUAAGAAUGCAUAUAAUGAUGAUAAAAAAAAAAAGAAAGAAAAGAAAGAAAGAAAGGAAGAAGAGUUAGAUGAUUGGGAAAUAACUAAGUUAAAAUGGACAGGACAUGAUGAAAGCGAUUAUUUAGAAUAUAUACCAAAAGAUAACAAAAGAUCAUUAAGAUAUGAUGAGGAAGAACAUAUAGAUGAUGAGGAUGGAAUGAACGAAUUAUUAUUUGAGGAAUUUAAAAAAUGGGAAAAUUACGGAACGCAUAAAAAUGGUUCCUUCUGCUACGAAAUGUCUUGUUGUUUUGACGAAAGAUUGACAGAUAAAGAAAUAAAUAAGGAAUUGAAAGAAAUGGACAAAUUUCCUAAAAAAUGCGAAUUGAUCUCUCUUUACUGGCAAUCAUUCCUAAAUGAAAGAAGUAGAUAUAUCAAUGCUAACAAACGUCUGUUUAAAAAAUUCUUAGAAUUAAAAAAAAAACAAAAUUUCGAAACUAUCUCAGGAUAUAAGAACAAAUGGAAAAAAUGUAGUAAAAUAGUUGGUAAUAACUUUAAAGAACAACGCGAACAUGUUAAUGAUAUAUUUUAUACAUCUGUUGUAAAGGAAAAUUUAAGCAGAGAUGAAUUUAAGGAGAUCUUAAAUGAUGUUAGGGAUUCAUGGAAAGAAGUCACCCUUAAAGUAACGGAUGAAUGUGUAGCCAUUUUGGAAGAACCAAUUGUCCCAGAAGUCAAAGUCAUAGACCAUAACUCUUAUUAUGGGGAAGGAAGUUUUAGAGUUACACGUCUGAGCAGCCCCCAUCCAAGCUCCUAA
This is a messenger RNA of Plasmodium coatneyi, 1824 nucleotides long. RefSeq lists its product as uncharacterized. The transcript has 2 exons. Bases 1 to 1824 code for a protein of 607 amino acids. NCBI's taxonomy places the organism in Eukaryota, Apicomplexa, Aconoidasida, Haemosporida, Plasmodiidae. The record is from RefSeq and is a predicted model, not a curated record.